AUGAACGAAACGGAACAAGAGCUGGAUAGCCAUACGGAAAAAGUCGCUUCCGAAGGGACACAUUGGUUGGGUUAUUGUGGAACUCUUCCCCUCAUCCCCCUUGCCUCAAGAAGGCGUUCAAGCAGCAAAAUAUCAGGAGCAAUGAAAGAGAAAUUCUUCGCGCCACGCAUUGGAGACAUCAAUAAAAUGUACGAGGAACGGAAGACAAAAGUGUUUUUGGAACACGCACCGCACUUGGAACACUGCCAAGAGGCUUUAACUCGAAAAGCGGAAAUGUUAGAGUGUUCAAGUGAUUUGGACCUAAAUCGCAAUCGCAGAACCGAAGCGGGGAUUGCUCUACUUCAACUUUGUUAUUGCCGAGUUCAGCUUGGAAACUACAAUUCGGCUACUGAAGUUGGAUUUGAAGCGCUAAAGCGUUUGAUUGGGCUAAACAACAUAGCUGAAUAUAAAGAACAACUGAAUUCGUGCGUGAAGUGUUGCGAUCGAUGCCUUGCAUUUUGCGAAAGUCACGGACCAUUUCGUUGUCUCUUGGCCGCAGUUUUGCUAUGCUUUAUGUACCGACACAACUUGCUUCCAGAGGAUAAGGCAACACUGUUUCAAGUACUCUCAUCAGAUCUGUUUCAGGCGGCAUUGUUUACUUCGCUUGCAACAUCAGUUAAUGAGGAUCGCUAUACGGACCCAACAUAUCCCUUAUUCGACAGCCCCCAUUUGGGAACUGUGCUGAGCAAAACACUGACGGUUCUUGGAGCUAAUGUGGUCCUGGUUUGUCUAGUAGAAUUCAUCGAAUUUAGUCUAGAGAAUCGAUUAUAUCAGUCGUUACUCACGAACGCAAUGACUCGAAGAAUUUCGGAGCGAUUCCUUAUGGAAUUCGGCCAACCUCUGCUAAUCCGCGUAACUUUACUGAGAGCUCGGUUACUAACCAAGGUGGCGGCAUCCAUUGGUUACUUACCGAUGGAGUUGGAUGAAGUGCAAGUUCCAGUCCCACCUGGAAGAACACCAGAAGUCAGGGACCCAAAAGCAAAUGAGGUCUAUGAGCCAAAAACUUCGCGUACUUCCACAGAAGCCGCCAUGGGAAAACUUAUUGCCAAACUGUAUUCAUACGUUUCAACUCUGGAUCACCCGGUUAUGCAGUUUGAAUCCAUCCUCAAGGGCUUGUUGUUGAAUACAUCUAACCGAUUGUGUCAUGGUCUAUUUACGGCCCUUGACUGUGAUUCAAAGCAAGAAGCACAAGAGCAGGAUAUAUUGUUAUCGGUGCAAGCGUUGAUUCAAAUGGCCGAGAAUGCACGACAGAAGCAUUGCGCACGAUCCGGUGUCGUUUUCGCGCUUAAAGGCUUACGCAUGUUGCACCCCGUUCUAAACCAGAAACUGACGCUGCAAGGUUCGGAGUAUACGAACGAAGAACUCCCGUUGAUUCGGUACGAUAACAGAAGGGUCGCUGUUGCACUUUGGCACCGAUGUCGAAGAGGACUGAUAAAGUGUCAACUGGCGGAAAUUCAAGUAAUUGGCUCUAUUCCUGAUGCUCCUGAACUGGCGGUCCCCGAAGAGGCACCGAUUGAUGUCAACCUGUCCACCGGUCUGGAUGAAGCACAGCAAGCCAUGGACCACCAUUUAAGCUGCAAGUAUCACAUUUAUUUAAGCAAAUGGAUAUCGCGGAAUAACAGACCGCUGGAGGAUGAACUGCAUCACUUGGAUUUGGCCAUGGAAGCACUCAACAAAUCAUCAAAUUUGGCACUCACUAAGGCGGAAAUAUACGCCACUUUGAGAAAGAGCGAUCUACUGCUGCUACAAGCCUGCAAAAGUCAAAGUACCAAGGAAUUUUGGCAGGAUGUCGUGAUUCAAAGAGUCAAGUCGCUGAUAAACUUUCGGAACAGAUUACUCUCUGAGUUACCCAGAGAGUGGCACCCAAUAAACUUUGUAUUCUCUGAACGUGAACCGAACGACUCGGGCAAAUUCAUCAGGGCUACCUACCUUUGGCGUCCAUACAGUGUUGUUUGGACCGGACUUUUGCAAACGCAGAUGCGUAUUGGACUUUGUUUAGCCAAGUUGGCCACUCAUAUCUCAUCGGUGAACUCACAAGCUCUAGACAGUCCCGAAAAAUAUGGGGGAUGGGCUCAAGAACUUGCGUCGACUACGGUGAAUCUUUGCUACCAGGCCCUGGAUACGCUUCAAACGGCGGAAAAACUAGCGCUGAUGCUUCCCAGGAGACAAGCUCACUGCUUAACUGAAUUGAAUUUGGCAAAGGGUGAAGUAUCAAUGACACUCUUCCUUAUGAGAAAAGAAGCUUGGAUGCCUUCGAUGCAGAUGUUUUUUAACGCUGUCGAUUUAUCGGCUCACGUAACCGGAGACGGAAGAUUUCAGCACAAGGCGCUUCGAAUGCUUGCUCAGCUGUGGCAUUACGCCGCUCUUCGCGAGCGGUCCGAACAUGUAACUUUACCUAAGCCUGAAAUGACCUCCAGCAUCACGCCAAGGAUGAAAAGUGUUACUAAAUCCAGUCAGAAACACGCUACUCCCCAUCUGACAGUUACCUCUAUUCGUAGUACGGGAAAAUCCACCACACAACCGCUACUAUCCGAUAGCGCCGACCGGUCUGCAUCUUGGAACGAUCUAAAACUUUGUAUGUAUCUAGCUCAGUCAAUGGUGACGGAAUAUCUAAAUACGCUGAGGCACAUAGAUUCCAAUGGGAAUAUCGACGCAGAUGAACCAGCUAGGUCAGUGGAAAGUACAAGGCAUAGUGAUGAACCAACAGAUCGUGCGAAAGGGGAUCCAUUGGAUGCAGCUUGUAUCUUCCCGCUUGCACACUGGUUUGAUUUGCUCAGUCAACGGUGCAUUGGGGCCCGCAAAACAGUACUUAAAACUGAAUUACAGCGCCAGCUGCGUUUCAUGAAGGAUACACACAAGCCAAAAAUGGAAUAUGACCCGAUCGCAUUCGAGAAGGUUGUGCGUAGUUAUGCACGAAAAUACUAUCUCUCAGUUAACGCUGCCAAUGGAAGUGGAAACUGUUCACCUGAGACACACACUAAUCUGCAACCUUUGCUAUUCAACUACUUUAACCUGUUGCGGACGCGGUUAUUAACAUGGAUUGGGUUUGAAAGUGCAAAUUUGGAUGACCGUUUCUCAAAUUCUGUCAAAGAUACCAGCACAAUUGACUUUGCGAAGGAGCAAUCGACUUCAAAUGAUCCACUGUGUUUACAAGACAAGGCUUCGGCAGGAUUAAUUCCAUUUUAUAACCAGGACACAUUUUAUUGGUCACAGAGGCUCAUUUGUCUUCACAGAAUUCUUACAGAGCGGCGACUAGCGAUAUACAAUGAACUUAUUGGAGGCCUAAUCACCCAAGAAGAACCAUUGUCAUAUUGGAUGAAGUCACUCGGAUCGGAUGUGUCAAAGUCAGCGGACUCAAUGGUUCUACUCUCAAGAGUGUCGCAGUUCUUUGAGAUUGAGCCGUUGUUUCAUCCAUUAAAGUGGAACAUACCCCCAAACGUCAGAAGUCAGCGGCACAUAUCUGAACCGCAUCUUUUACACUUGCAGUUGUUGGACAGUGUUCCAAAUCCGGAACUGAACUACAAUAGGGCGAAAAUACUGCUGGUAUAUCACGAUGAUGAAGCCAACAAUAUUGAAAGCCGGGUGGUACUGAUCCGCAACACUUGUAAAUUGAGCGAACUAAUUUUGCGAAUAAAUCGGAUAUUUGCACAUUGGAUGUCCAGGGAAACGGAAGUGGUAGAAGCUACGGAAUUAAACAUGAGCUUAUCAAAACGCAAAACCAUCAAGACAACAAAGAGACCAGUCAGGAGUAAAGAAGCUGCGGCAUCCUCAGUUUUGGAUGCACAAACGGAGGCUGAACUGACUCUCUGGUUAAAGGACUUUCAUGACGCAUUUUCCAACUUGGAAUAUAUGGAUUAUUCGGCAGCAAGUGGCUUUUUUAUUGCUUCUUCCGUUGUUGAUGAAAGUGAGACUAAGCUUGAGCCAACCACAGAUAACUUGAAGAGUCUCUAUGCGAUUUUUCAACGGAACUACUUGGGUGGAAGCCUACAACCUGGAGCAGUCCAAAAUUACUUUUUAGAGGUGAUGCGGCGAAAAGCA
Messenger RNA from Dicrocoelium dendriticum, 4077 nucleotides. NCBI's taxonomy places the organism in Eukaryota, Metazoa, Platyhelminthes, Trematoda, Plagiorchiida, Dicrocoeliidae. The record is from the annotation of a GenBank genome assembly.